GUCGUCGAGGAUCGGCGAUCUGACGACGAGAGAGAGUUAAGACGCAAAGAGAGGAGCAGUACUAAUCGCACUUACCACCGUCGACAUACAUCGCAACCGAGGGGAUACGAAGAAGGGACGACAACGCAUGUUCCCAGUGGCAGUUCUUCAUAUACAAAUAGCAACGCACUAUCACUCCAUUUUGAUGCUUCGCUUUCAAUCCAUGAUCAUGCUGCGCGUCCUUUGACAGGCGCCGGGGGUGGGAAUGUCGAUGGCCCACAGAUCAUCGCUCCUACUCCAGUCGUUGGCGGGCCUAAUAUCGUGCAUAUGUGGGCUAGUCGCACAUAA
This is a messenger RNA of Suillus subaureus, 327 nucleotides long. RefSeq lists its product as uncharacterized. The record is from RefSeq and is a predicted model, not a curated record. NCBI's taxonomy places the organism in Eukaryota, Fungi, Basidiomycota, Agaricomycetes, Boletales, Suillaceae. The annotation marks the transcript as partial. The transcript is spliced from 3 exons.